Hydra vulgaris (swiftwater hydra) is the source of this 1887-nucleotide messenger RNA. RefSeq lists its product as uncharacterized. Gene Ontology annotation, molecular function: microtubule binding. NCBI's taxonomy places the organism in Eukaryota, Metazoa, Cnidaria, Hydrozoa, Anthoathecata, Hydridae. The record is from RefSeq and is a predicted model, not a curated record. Gene Ontology annotation, cellular component: centrosome; nuclear microtubule; cytoplasm. Gene Ontology annotation, biological process: spindle assembly; centrosome cycle.
UUUUUUAAAAAUUCGGUUCCAGGUGUAAAAAAAAAUAACAAAAAAAAAACUAUAAUUGUUUCCGGUUACAAGAAUAUUUACGGUUUAUAUUUACGAUUAUUAGCCUUUUUUUUGUCACCAUGUCAAAAAAUUCAAAGCCCAAUAAUGUGAGAACACAUUUAUCUCAGGGUUUGCUUUCAACAAGCAGUGGGAUUUAUAGAGAUUUAGCAGUUACAAAUUCUUCCAAACAUUUCAAAGAUAAACAUUUACCAGAAAAUUUUAAUGAUGAGGAACCAAGAAAAACAACUCCACUAAAAAUUGAACUUCCGUCUUAUAAAAAACAUGAAAGAGACUCAUUCUCUGACUCAGAAACUGAUAAAUUUUUAAGUUCAUCAAUGACUUAUGAUAUUCCGAUAGGAUCGCAUGACAAUGAAAAAACUAUGGUUGAAAAUACUGUCAAGAAUUUUCCUUUAUUUAAAACUGGUAAAAGUAACGACUUCUCAUUUGAAAGAUGGCCAAGUGAAAAACUUACUAAAUCGAUUGAAUCAUUAGAGUUAACAGAAAAUGUGAAUAAAAACUCAGAAAAUAACUUUAAAAAAGAUGUAAUUGCUGAUGGUUCUAAAAAAAAGAAAAAAUUUCUUCCUGUUCAGUCAAGAUAUAAACAGUUACUUGAAAGGAAGGAAGAUGCAAGUUCAAGAACUAUUGAUAUUAGUGCAAUAUAUCCCCAAAAUAUUCAGACAGUAAAUAAUUAUAAAAAGAAAAAUUGUGUUACUUCUACACCAUUUUUAGCAAGUUCUGUAUGUAAUCAGCAAUAUGAUGGUAGCAUCUUGGAUCAGUCUAAGUUUAAGCUUGAUGAUACUGCUAUUUUGAAUCAAGAAAUCGUCAAAAAAAUAUCAAUGGUUAAACAAAAUAAAAAAGAUAAUGUGAAAGGUCCCAUUAAAGUAUACAAGCCUGUAAUUGAAUUGGACCAGCUAACAAUUGACAUUUACAAUGCAAGGUUGUUACAAAUUACUUAUCUGCAUCUUCAAGCUCAAAGAGCUUUUGAAAAGCAGGAGGAGAAAGUCAAGGAGCAAAUUUUUACAAUUUGGGCUGCCAAUCGAAAAUUAGAAAAAAAAGUUGAAGAACUUAAUCUUUUUUUGGAAACUCAGAAAUUGUUGCUCUCUGUUGAACAGCUGCUAAACUCACAGAUUUCAGGAUUAAAACCUUUAGCUUCACAAUUAUCGAAAUUAAAUAAAUUGGCUUCUAAAUUCUCAGAGAUUUUGGAAAAAAAUUCACACAUUCUACCAAUCAGUGGAAUCAGCAAAAUAAAAGAUGAUGAAUUGGUCAGAGCUGUUGAUGAAAGUAAAAUUUAUUUAGAAGAAUUGUAUCAUAUGACUAAAGUAGAACUACCUCAGAUUAAAGAUCUUACCAAAACAAUAUGUACGCUCAAAAACACUUUAGAUUCGGAAAUCAUUGAGCAGCAUAAAUCUGCUGCUUUGCUUUCUGAUUGUGUAUCUCUUUUAAAUCACGAACGUUCUCUACAAGUGCAGCUAAUUCAAUGUUGAAGUUUAUAUGCUUAAACAUGUUUUCCUAUCAGUAAAAUACUGUUAGAAGAAUGUUUACAGUAUUAUUCUGACAGUAUUUACUGUUUACAGCAAACAGAAUGCUUUUUUCAGCAGAAUGUUUAUUUUUGAAAGGUUUUUGCUGUCAAAAGAAUGAAAAACAAAUCAAUGCUAUCACACAGGUUUCUUUAAGCUUGUAUAGAAAAUUUAAGUAUUGUUAAAAAACUAGAUUAUCCAGCAUUUUCUUAGCGUUGUGUGUUAAUUUUAAAUAACCAAACAUUUUUUCAGCGUUGCGUGUUAUUUUUAGAUAACCAACUUGUAAAAACGAUUGUGUUUUUAUAUGAAAAUAAUUUUUCUUGAAUGGAAA